AUGGGUAAAGACUACUAUAAAAUUCUUGGAGUGGAUAAAAGCGUAGGAGAUGAUGAACUUAAAAAGGCUUAUAAAAAAUUAGCUCUUAAAUGGCAUCCUGAUCGACACACAGAUGAAAAGGAUAAAGCAACUGCUGAAAAGAAGUUUAAAGAGAUUAGUGAAGCUUAUGAGGUUUUAAGUGAUAAGAACAAGAAAGCAAUUUAUGAUACCUAUGGUGAAGAAGGAUUGAAAGGUGGCGCUCCACCACCUAGUGCAAGUAGUGGUACUGGUGGAGGAUUUUCUGGAGGUUUUCCGGGAGGUUUUCCGGGAGGGUUUUCCGGAUUUUCUGGAUUUCCUAGUGGUAAUACUAAUACUACAUUCUUUAGUACAACAGGAGGUCCAAGUGGUUUUUCUUCAUUUACUCCAUCGGAUCCAAAUUCCAUAUUUAGUUCAUUAUUCGGAGAAGAUGAUGACUUUAUGAAAGCAUUUCCAUCUUUUUCAAGAAGUCGUGGUGGACCCAAUGAAUUCUUUAUGCGUACACAUGGUGAUGGUGUUGGUGGUGUUAAAGGUACGACAAAUGAGAUCACAUAUCAUUUACCUUUAACACUUGAAGAAUUAUAUAAAGGAAUUUCGAAAAAACUUAAAGUUUCGCGAAAGAUGUAUGAUGGUGCUAGUGGUAAACAAAUUUUGGCUGAUAAAAUGUUAGAAAUCAAUGUAAGACCAGGAAUGAAAGCCGGAUCAAAAUUCCGGUUCCCUAAUUCUGGUGAUGAACUUCCUAAUGGGGAAACACAAGAUGUUGUAGUAAUAUUGGAUGAAAAACCACAUUCAACAUAUACUCGGGACGGAGAUAAUCUGCGUAUGACUUUGGUUAUAAGUUUGCUUGAAGCACUUAUAGGAUUUAAAAAACCCAUUAAUACGUUAGAUGAUAGAAAAUUAGCUAUAUCAAAUACAUCAAUAAUAAAACCGGGUCAAGAACAAAGAAUUGCAAAUGAAGGAAUGCCCACGAAAGAAGUGGGUAGAAAGGGAGAUCUCAUUAUAAAGUAUGAUAUCAAAUUCCCAACAAAUUUAUCCGAAGAACAAAAGAGAGAACUUGCGCAUUCAACAAAAGCAAACAAUCCAAAUAAUCCAAACAAUCCAAAUAACUUAAAAAAUUCAGCCAAAACAAAUAACUCAGCUAAAACAAAUAAUUCAGUUAAAACAAAUAAUUCAAUUAAAACAAAUAAUUCAGCUAAAACAAAUAAUUCAAAUAACCCAGUUAAAACAAUCACCAUAUCAAGUUCUACGGUAAAAUCAAAAAGAGAACCACCACCACAUGCACCACAAAAAGAAAGAACAAAUUUUGGACAUAAAUUUCCACCUCAAACAGUUUAUACCUUUAAUUUAUAUUAUGCACAACUUCAUUUCAAUAGAUUAUUAUUUAUUGCUCAACAUAAUAAUCUUAAUGUGGAAGAACAAACAAUAAUUCGACAACAAUUUAAAAAGAUUGGAGCAGAUCUUACAGCUGUUCGUGGAUCAAUUUUAGGAGCAGUUAUUAAACAAUCUAUCAUUUAUAAACAUAUGGCACCUCUUAUUAUGGGACCAGUUUGUAUGAUUUCAUCUAACGUGAGUGAUGAAGAAAAUCCAAAAUUAGUAUCGAAUAUUUUAAAUAUUCUUAAUAAACAAAAGAAAAUGUUAUUAAUUGGAGGUAAAUUAGAUAACAGUUUAUUGAAUUUAGAAGAUAUUAAACGAGUGGCUAAAUUACCUGACAAGAAACAAUUAAGAGUAGAAAUGGUUCAAACAUUAUCUUCACCAGCUGCAAGAAUUGUUGAUUUAUUAGAGAGAAAUCCAAAGAGUUUAGUGCGUUCAUUAGAGACUCAUGAAUCAAACCUUAAAGGGAAAAAGAAAAAAUAA
Diversispora eburnea is the source of this 1869-nucleotide messenger RNA. The record is from the annotation of a GenBank genome assembly. Lineage: Eukaryota; Fungi; Glomeromycota; Glomeromycetes; Diversisporales; Diversisporaceae.